AGUUGAGUGGGGGUGGGAAACAAGGGGCGGUAACUCUGUCAGCUUCUUUACACUACAUCCUAUUCCCCCCUACGGCACCCUUGCAUCAGUCCUUAAAACGGUGCCGUGAGAAGCAGAGUUUGGUCACAGAAUAACUGUGCCGUUUAGGUGAAACAGGUUUUUGUUACUUUUGUCGCAAAAUGGGGCGUUGGAGGAUACCAGUGGAACUUCUGUCCCUGUUGUUGCUUUGGACAUGCGUCUCGGCUUUCAACCUGGACACGGAAAAUGUCAUUAGUAAAUCCGGAGAGCCAGACAGCCUGUUCGGAUUUUCUCUGGCCAUGCAUCGGCAGCUAAAUCCCGACAAAAGACAUCUGCUGGUUGGAGCUCCUCGGGCUAUAGGUUUGGGAACGCAGGCAUCUUCAAACACUGGGGGCAUCUAUACUUGUGACAUCAACGACCCCGCUUCGGCUUGUACCAGGGUGCAGUUUGAUGACAAAGUGGACAAAAAAUCUGAAAGCAAAGAGAACCAGUGGUUGGGGGUAGUUGUACAGAGCCAAGGUCCCGGAGGGAAGGUUCUGACUUGCGCUCAUCGUUAUCAGCAGCGGCUGUUCGUGGGCUCCAGGCAGGAGGCUCGUGACAUCACGGGCCGCUGCUACGUGCUCUCCCAGGACCUGACCAUCGAUCCGGAUCGGGACGGGGAGGGCGGCGAGUGGAAGUUCUGCAGCGGGCGUCAACGAGGCCACGAGCGCUUCGGGUCCUGUCAGCAGGGUCUAUCGGCCACCUUCACCAAGGACUACCACUACCUGAUCUUUGGAGCACCCGGAGCUUACAACUGGAAAGGCAUAGUAAGAGUGGAACAGAAGAAUGACACACUGGCAGAUAUGGGCAUUUACAGUGAUGGCCCCUAUGAGGUGGGCGAUGAGAAUCGCCAGGAUGAAAACUUGGUGCCAGUUCCUGCCAACAGUUACCUUGGCUUCUCCCUCGACUCUGGGAAGGCCCUCACCAAGAAAGGCCAGCUGACUGUGGUCGCUGGAGCGCCGCGAGCCAAUCACAGUGGAGCAGUGGUAUUUCUGAAGAUCGAGCAGGACACCUCCAUGAUGUCCCCAGAAUACAUCCUGGAGGGGGAGGGACUCGCCUCGUCCUUCGGCUACGACCUGGCAGUCCUUGAUCUCAAUGCCGAUGGGUGGCAGGAUGUUGUUGUCGGGGCACCCCAGUUUUUCAUGAAAGAUGGCGAUGUUGGUGGAGCCAUCUACGUCUACAUCAACAAGAAAGGAGUGUGGAAGAAUGUCAAGCCUAUCCGAAUUGAUGGGACAAAAGACUCCAUGUUUGGCCUGUCGGUGGAAAACAUUGGGGAUGUGAACCUUGACACCUAUGAAGAUGUGGCAGUUGGGGCACCUUAUGAUGAUGAUGGCGCAGGGAAGGUGUUCAUCUAUCAUGGAGCUGCCGAAGGCAUCAAGGUUAAACCAGCACAGGUUCUGAGUGGAAAGAGCGGUCGUGCCAAGCUGUUUGGAUACUCCCUAGCAGGAAACAUGGACCUGGACCUCAACUUCUAUCCUGAUGUGGCCGUUGGCUCCCUGUCUGACUCAGUGUACAUCUACAGGGCACGGCCAGUCAUCAAUCUGGAGAAGACUGUGAAGACAUCACCAAAGGAACUUGACUUGACAAAGAAGAACUGUGAAGGCAGCAUAUGUCUAGAGGUGGAAGCCUGCUUCACGUACACAGCGAAUCCAAAAACCCUCAAUCCUAAAAUAAUGGUGAAGUACAUGUUCCAGACGGAGAUGGAACGCAGGAAGCAGAGUCUUCCUAGCCGAGUGACAUUCUCCACACGCUCACCAACGGACCAUGAGAGCGAGAGCACAGGAACCUUUGAACUGCUUGGUCAGAACAAGCAGCAUUGCAUCAAGAACCAACUCAAACUAAAGGACAACAUUAAGGACAAGCUGAGAGGGAUUCCCAUCGAGGUGUCUGUGGAGAUCCAAGAAGGCAAGCGCAACCGCAGGGCCCUUAAGGGUCUCGCCCCUAUCCUGGAUUCCAACCAACCAACCAGCGUUCUCACCGAGGUGAGUUUCGUGAAGGAGGGCUGUGGUACUGACAACCUCUGCCAGAGUAACCUGGAUAUCAAGUAUCAGUUCUGCUCACGAGAACCAAACAAAGACAUCUUCAAACCCCUACCAAGCCAUGAAAAUGUUCAGCAGAUCUCGCUCAGCAACCAGAAGGAAAUCGCGUUGGAGGUCACAGUGACUAACAAGGGUGGAGAUGACGCCUAUGAGGCAGCGCUGAUCGCUUCAUUCCCCAGUACCCUCUCGUACUCUGCCUGGCGUGUCCUAAAUGCAGAUAAGCAGGUGAACUGUGCAGCCAAUCAGAAUGGAUCACAGGUUGAGUGUGAGCUGGGUAAUCCUUUUAAGAAAGACUCAGAGGUGACCUUCUAUAUCAUUCUAAGCACCGGUGGCAUCUCUUUAAAUACCACAGAGGUAGAAAUCGACCUGAAGCUGAAGACGACAAGCAUGCAGCAGGGCCAAAGUCAGGUGAAGGCCAGGGCAGAUGUGGCCAUAGAGUUGCUGCUCUCAGUCAUUGGCGUGGCAAAGCCCUCCCAGGUCUACUUCAGCGGAGAUAUCAAAGGAGAGAGUGCCAUGAAGCAUGAGGAAGAGGUUGGCGGCAUGAUCGAAUACGAAUUUCGGAUAAUCAACCUGGGAAAACCUCUGCAGUCAUACGGGACCGCCGCUCUGACCAUCAAUUGGCCCAAGCACAACGACCAGGGCCAUUACAUCCUCUACUUGAUGAGCGUGACCUCCACCGGCCUGGAGAGGCACGCCUGCUCCAAUGUAGACGAGGUCAACCCACUCGGACUGAAAGAGGCUCCAACCAGGGGCAAACGUGAAAUCGCCAGUCCGAGAACCACAGAGGAAGGCACCAUCUCGCUCCUUACAGACAAGAGGAAAAACAAAACUCUGUCUUGUGACGGUGAAGCUAAAUGCAUUACCAUCAAGUGCCCCCUGCAGGGGAUGAAGAGUAAUGCAGUCAUUAAACUUAGAGCUCGACUAUGGAACAGCACGUUCCUGGAGUACUACGCCACACAAAAUUACCUGAAUGUCCUGGUGAAAGCGAAACUCAGUCUGGAUGGCAAGGCCUCAAACAUUCAACUGAAGGACGCUGAUGCAACAGCGAGUGUGACCGUGUUCCCUGAGAGGCGGGUGGCGCAGUAUGGCGGCCUGCCCUGGUGGAUCAUCCUGGUGGCCAUCCUGCUGGGCCUGCUGCUGCUGGGCCUGCUCAUCUUCCUGCUCUGGAAGUGUGGAUUUUUCAAGCGUUCCAAGUACAGUGACAGUGUUCCCAGCUACAACGCGGUGCGGAUAAAAAAGGAGGAGCGACAGAACGAGCCGGACACUCCGGAGAAGAAGCAGUGGAUGACGACCUGGAAUGAGAAUGAAAGCUACUCUUAACACUCACUUUUUUUCUGGGAGCUUCCAUCGACCGCUUGACUCAGAAAUGGCAUAAUAAUUUUGUUGCGCCCCCAGCCCCCAACAAUUUUUUACCCCAAAUAUGUCAUUCCCUUGUGCUUGGGAGAGACUGCAUUUGCACAUUUUGAACUUGUGAUUGUGAAUUUCAAAACAAAAGAGAAAAAAAAAACCCUUUUUCUUUUCUUUUCUUUUCUUUCUUAAGGGAUACUCAUAACAGUGCUGCCUUUUUCCUCAUCUAACACUUCUCAUUUAUAUGCUCUAUGGUAAGAACAAAAGGAUAUUUAAAAAAAAAAAAAGUGUUAUCAUUUCUUAUGUCUGUAAAAAAAUCUAUUCUCAGUGGUCCGUUGUGUUUCAAAUUUGUCUUGUUUUUUUUCCCAACAUUUUUAAAGGUUUGGAGGUGAACAUUUGAUACAUUUUUGUAUAUAUUUGAACCGAACAUGUCUUACGUCUGUAUGUAUUUAUUUUCAGCAGGUACCUCUGCUGUGUAGACCAAAGAAAGAACUCUCUGAAAGAUUGUCCUCAAAAGAAAGUUUUUUUAGCAUAAAAGACUGUUUUUUAUUGAAUGUAAAUAUAUUUUGGAUGUUGAAUGCCUUAUGUUUAAUACUCCAGUUUUUUGUAUACUAUGCAGUUACCUUAGCAGAAGACCAAUUCAGAAAUUCCCUACUACCACUAGUGUCGCGAUGGACUGUCAGUAUUUUGGAUGUAGUAUUAACUUUGGAGGGUCACAGACCUAGGAUCCUACCCUUUAACGAUCUCAAAAGCACCUGUGUGCUUUUCUACACUACCUAAUGGCACAGAGAGGACACCAUAGACGAAACCACAAAGAUUAAUUCCAGAUUUUGCCAUCAGAUAAGGACUUGAGCCAUGCUUUCCCAUGGAAACUAUCACCAAGGUGCUCUCCUGUUUGCUUCUCUUUUAUAUCUCCUAAUCAAUCUCCUUUAAAAUGUCCUUAUACCGCACCUUACUUGUACCUGGAUAAUUGACCUAGAAUUAGGUACUAAGCGUGAUGUAGUGUCCAGCUGACCAUUUCAGUCUUCACUGUGGAUAAAUUCCACCAUACCCCAACUUAGGUACAGAUAUUAUAUCAAAACAACUAACAUUUGUCAGGUCUCGUUACAUAGGCCACUGGGGAUUCGCGUGUACAGAUGUGCAUGGGGGUGAAGGCGUUUGAGUUGUUCAACCAAAGUAAAGGGAAAACUGACCUAAGUAAUAUUCCAUGGUGGAAAGUGGAGUGUGUAAAACUGAAGAGACACUAAGCAAACACACACACACAGACACACACAAACACACAAAAAAAACCACAUUACUUUGCCCACAUUACUCUGUCUUUUCUGAAGUUGGAGUUAAUUUCAUUGCUUUCAUUUUUUGUUUAUCUGUCGAAUAAAGAGGAAGGAGUUUUCUGGA
Molecule: messenger RNA, 4838 nt
Organism: Clupea harengus (Atlantic herring)
Lineage: Eukaryota; Metazoa; Chordata; Actinopteri; Clupeiformes; Clupeidae
Product: integrin alpha-6-like
Biological process (GO): cell adhesion mediated by integrin; integrin-mediated signaling pathway; cell-matrix adhesion
Cellular component (GO): external side of plasma membrane; integrin complex
Molecular function (GO): integrin binding
Source: RefSeq, a predicted model, not a curated record